This is a messenger RNA of Metopolophium dirhodum (rose-grain aphid), 621 nucleotides long. Its product is annotated as histone H2A-like. The transcript has a single exon. Gene Ontology annotation, molecular function: DNA binding; structural constituent of chromatin; protein heterodimerization activity. Gene Ontology annotation, cellular component: nucleosome. Lineage: Eukaryota; Metazoa; Arthropoda; Insecta; Hemiptera; Aphididae. The coding region runs from base 49 to 426 and encodes 125 amino acids. The record is from RefSeq and is a predicted model, not a curated record.
UUCAUCUAUUCAAUAUAGUUCAAAUCCCAUUUCAAACAAACCAUCGACAUGAGUGGACGUGGUAAUGCAGGUAAAUCUAAAGGAGUCAAGUCCAAGACGAGGUCGUCCCGUGCCGGACUCCAAUUCCCGGUCGGCCGUAUCCAUCGCCUGUUGAGAAAAGGUAAUUACGCCGAGCGCGUCGGAGCCGGAGCACCGGUGUACCUAGCUGCCGUCAUGGAAUACUUAGCAGCUGAAGUUUUGGAAUUGGCCGGUAACGCCGCCCGUGAUAACAAGAAGUCUCGUAUCAUCCCCAGACAUUUGCAAUUGGCAAUCCGAAAUGACGAAGAAUUGAACAAAUUGUUGUCUGGAGUAACCAUCGCUCAAGGUGGUGUGUUGCCCAACAUCCAAACUGUUCUCUUACCUAAGAAAACUGAAAAACAAGCCUAGAUUCUUCCGCACUGCAUUGAAAUAAAAAUAAAACGGCCCUUAUCAGGGCCACCAAUUUAAUUCAACUACAGGCCCCGCCUACCUUUCGUUCAUCCUCUCAAACUAUUUGUUACACAUCACCUGGUAUCGUUCAACAAAUAAUCAACCAAAGCCCCCUGCGCAGACUCCAUCACUAAUACAACCAUCAAACUCUUA